This is a messenger RNA of Rhinopithecus roxellana (golden snub-nosed monkey), 1085 nucleotides long. RefSeq lists its product as uncharacterized. The record is from RefSeq and is a predicted model, not a curated record. The transcript is spliced from 4 exons. Lineage: Eukaryota; Metazoa; Chordata; Mammalia; Primates; Cercopithecidae. The coding region runs from base 1 to 906 and encodes 301 amino acids.
AUGGCCUUCCGCUCCCCUGCACAGAUGACAAAAGAACUGCUGGCUGCUUCCCGCAGGGCACAUCUGGAGAACACCCUGCUCCCUGCUCCCUACAUCCAGGCUCCCUGGGCCUCCCUCGGCUUUCCCAGCUGGCUUGUCACAGCCAGUCUUGGUCGGGGAGCCCCGGCGCAGGCGCAGGCUGAGGCCCUCGGGUCCCCAGUGGGUCCUCGGCAUCAGUCACUCUCUGUGAGUCAGAGCUGGGGGUCACCGCCUGCAGGAGCCUCUGUGCGCGGCCCCACACCCUCACCUGCGACCCCGUGGGGAGGCGACCCUGACCGCCCUCGUUCCGGACUCCAGCAGGGCUCCGGCAGCCAGUGGUCCCCUCCCGAGUCUCUGCUCCUGCCGGGACUCUGCAGGAGCGGGACCCCAUCGCCGCGGCUGGGAUGCCGUGAGAGUUUCAUUCCACUCAAAGGCUCUUGGAAAAUUCACUCAAAAGGUCUGGGUGAUGGCGUGGGGAUCCGCCAUGGCGUGGGGAUCCGGCCUAGUAUCCUGCACCGGGUAGUGGCGCGGUGUGUCCCGAGGCUAAUUUGGAAAAAGCCGAAACCUGAGGGGCGGCGGCGGCGACCCCUCGGCACAGCGUCCCCUGGCGGCCACCAGGCUCAGCCAGGUCUGAGAGCCGGGGGGUCGCCGGGAGAGCCAGGUCCAAGGCAGAAUCAGCCCAGCCCCUCCAGGUAUACAGUGAAAAGUCUUCAUCCCAGAAAAGCUGUCAGUCAAAUGUUAAAAUUGAGGGACGUUGUACAAAAUACCCGACUAGUAUCCUCAGAACUGUUAAAGUCAUCAAAACCCAGGAAGAGUCUGAGAAAUUGUCACAGCCGAGAAGAGCCUAAGGAGACAGGACCAUCAAAUGUAAUGUUGUGUCAUGGAUGAGGUCCUGGAGCAGAAAAAUGGACAUCUGGUGAAAACUAAGGAAAUCCGAGUCAAGACGGACUUUAGUUAAUGCAUCAACACCGGUUCAUUACUUGUAACAAACAACACAUACCAACGACCGAUGCUAAUAAUAGGGAACCCUGGGUGAAAGUUUUAUGGAGACUCUUAUUAUCUUUAGA